CUGCUUGGUUCUCCAACUCGCGGGUUUCUGGAGUUCUUCGCAAACCCUAGAAUUCGUUCGGUUCUCUUUGGGAUUGUUCAUCGAUUUCGAGGCGGCGAAUUGAAUCCAGAUUUGAGGAACUAGGGUUUGGUAUCAUGGGUUGGGGCCCGUCUACGGAUGUGGUCUCCACCGGAGAGCUUGAUCUCAACGCGUCUGCGGUUGCGGAGCCGGGGAUGGAGGUUUCUGAUGGUGUUGGGAUUGGAAACGGAGUUGAAGCGAGGGAGGAUGGUGGAUUGUUUGAGGAGAAGGAUCUGAGAGUGGAGAAUGAUGUGGGGGUGAAGAAUACGAUUGGUGGUUCUGGAAGUAAUGGUGUUGUUGGGAAAAAGGUGGUAGAUUUGGAGAGAACGUUGGAAGAUGAUGAUUUGGGUGAGGACACUGGUGAUCGGAUGGUUGAUGAGGAGCGGAAAUUAGAGGAUGGGGGCAUGCGGAUUGAGGAGGAGGCCGAUGAUAAAAAUGAACUGGUGGCACAGAUGCAAUCUGCUGAGGAAAUCAUUGGAGAGGAAACGAAGUUGUGUGAUGAUCAAGAUGAGGAUUUGGGCAACAAGGCCGAAAACCAGAUGGAAGAUGCCGCCAUAGAUGCAGGUGGUGAUGGUGAUGGGAAGGUGCCGGUUGAGGAACAACAGCAAUCUCAAACAGUGAGAAAGAGAGGCCGGAAAAGGGCACCAGGAAUUUUGUCUUUUCAGGAUGUUGAAUUUCCUAGAUACAAAUGGUCUUCUGCAGAGGAGAAAGUUGGGCUUUCUGUUCCUGACUUGGUCUGGGGUAAAGUGAGGAGCCAUCCUUGGUGGCCUGGUCAGAUUUUUGAUGCUUUAGAUGCAUCAGAUAUGGCCCUGAAGCACAAUAAAAAGGACAACCACUUGGUGGCUUAUUUUGGAGAUAAAACUUUUGCUUGGUGUGAUGAAUCCCAAUUGAAACCUUUUUUGCCACACUUCUCUCAAAUGGAAAAGCAGAGCAAUUUGGAUGCGUUUGUAGAUGCUGUUGAUUGUGUCUUGGAGGAAGUGUCAAGACGGACGGAGUUGGGAAUGAUGUGUAAUUGUAUUCCUGAAGAAGCUUAUUAUACUCUUAAGUACCAAACUGUUGAUAAUGCUGGGAUUCGAGAAGGAACAUAUAGUGCUGCUGCCGAUAGAUUCUUGAAUGCUAGUUCUUUUCGACCUGAUAGACUUCUGGAGUACAUUGGGGCAUUAGCUCAUUCCCCUUACAGUGGAGCAGAUUAUUUGGAUCUUGUUAUUGCUAAGGCUCAGCUGAAGGCCUUUUAUCAGUCCAAGGGUUAUCCAGAACUGCCUCAAUUCCUUCCUGGUGGUACUUUAGUGGAGAACGAUGCUGAGAUUUUACCUUCCCAGUCUGAAAUAUCCGAGGAAGAUGAAACAAAACUGACACUUUCCAAGAUGAUUUCUGGAAAGAGGAAGUUGAAAGUUAGAAGAAGUUUAUUAAGCAAUCGCAGGCAUGUCAAAGAGGAGGGAAGAAAAAAGAAGAGUUUGUCUGAAUUAAUGGAAGUAACAUUAAAUGAUGCCAUUGGAAGCCAAUCUUGGGGAAAAGCCUAUGGACAAUCAGAAUUGGUUCCUUUUGAUAAGCAUUGGAAGGGCCUCACUGCAGAUUCUGCUGGACCAGGAAAAAAUAAGAAGAAAAGGCUUGAUGCAUUAGGAGAUUUAGACACUGAGCCAUUGUCUCCAACCUCUUCUAAACCUUUAAAGGUUGGAGAACGAAUCAGUCGAAUUGCAAGCCAGAUAGCAUGUUCACCUUCUAUCUUUGAGCAGGAUGAUGGAAUAUCCAAGAAGGGUGUGGGCAAGAGUGGUAAAAGAAAAGGCAUCACAAUUGUUAGUGAUGCUCUACCACAUUCUCUUGUUGGGUCUAGGAGGAAAAAGGGAAACGUCCCAAAAGAUAAUUCUUCACCAAGUGAAAUGCUCUCACAACUUUGUUUAGUUGCAAGAGAUCCUAUGAAGGAACAUGGUUUUGAGUCUGCAGUAGUAAGUUUCUUCACUGGCGUGAGGGGAAUGGUUUCUUCUUCCUCCAUGGAGGUCAGAAAUCAUAUGGGGCAAAAGGAGAGGAAAAGGGGGAGAAAAAAAAAAUCAGCUAACUCUGAGCCAUCUCCAUCUGAUCCAUCUAAUUCUGAGUACAAGUUGGACUCCUACUGGUCUGAUAUCAUGUUUGAGGACAGUCAAGAGAAAUCAGUGCAAACUAAUCGGCAGAAAAGGCAAGCGGAUUCUCAGGGUGCAGUUGCAUAAGAGAAGAAGAAGAAAAGGAAGAAAAUUGAGAUGAAGAAGCCUGUAGAAGAAGCUUCAUCUGCAAUUCCUCUGGAACCUGUGCUGGAAAGUAAACAAAAACUUCAGGAUGGUUCAAUUUGCAGUUUUGUUGAAAAACCUGCAGAGGAAUGGUCACCUACUACUCUGAUUUUGAGUUUUACUGAGUCAGACGCCCUUCCUUCUGAAGCAGAUGUUGUCAGGAUUUUUGGUCAAUAUGGUCCUCUGGAUGAAGCUGAGACAGAAGUUAUGAAGAAGAACAACCGAGCUAAAGUUGUUUUCAAGAGGCGUGCUGAUGCAGAAAUGGCUUUCAGCAGUGCCGGUAAAUUCAGCAUCUUUGGACCAGCUCUUGUCAGUUAUCGGCUUAGGUACUCAACAUCGAAGCCCAAAGCUCCGUUGAAUUCUGCGAUGAAAACCAAUGAAGGAACUUCGAAUUGUGAAGUUACAAACUCAGUUGUUCUGGCCCAAGAAGUAUCUGCCGAGUCAGAUAAUGCACAAAUUCCAGCUCAAGAAGCUACCCUAUUAUCAGAUGGUGCACAGGUUGAAGUUACUACUAAAGGAUCGUCAGAGUGACAUUGAUAAGUUGUUUUCAUCUGGCAUGGCGUUAGUCUUGUUUAUAGCCUUGAGGUUUAUAUGUUUUAAGCUUAGAGCAAUACAUAUUCAACAAAAAUAUAUCUGGAGUUUUCACAAAUAGAUUCUACUACUAUAUCCUCGCUCACAUGCAAAAAUUUGUGAUGAGAGCUCCAAUGCUAGAGCUUCUACACUGACAUUUUCAUACUUAGCAAAGAAAAGCAGACAGAGUUUUGUGGAUAUUAGGUUUGGGAGCUAUAGAGCUAUAGAGCACUGUUUUUAGUGUUAUAUGUAAAUAUUUGUCCAGAGUCUUGGAGUUUCAUUACAAACAUUUUUUUUAAUGCUUCAAUAUGUUAUACAUUUCAAUUUUAUGGUCCAGAUCUUCCAUUCA
This is a messenger RNA of Dioscorea cayenensis subsp. rotundata (Guinea yam), 3234 nucleotides long. RefSeq lists its product as uncharacterized. NCBI's taxonomy places the organism in Eukaryota, Viridiplantae, Streptophyta, Magnoliopsida, Dioscoreales, Dioscoreaceae. The record is from RefSeq and is a predicted model, not a curated record.